AUGGGCAUCGAGAGUGUUCUUGCGGGUGGCUUGACCUCCGCGUCGAGCGGACUUUCAUGGUUCUUUCCGGUUUUGGCAGCCGCGCUGGUCUACUUCCAGUACGAAGUGAUGGACAACGAGGCACCGCCGAUUAAUAUACCCUCUGAAGUGCUCCUACCAUCUUACGAUUUCAUCGUGAUAGGAGCUGGUUCUGCAGGAGCUGUGGUAGCAAGCCGGUUGUCCGAGAUAGAAAACUGGAACGUGCUUCUCCUGGAAGCUGGCGGCGAUGAAACGGAAAUCUCCGAUGUUCCUCUCCUUGCUGGUUAUUUGCAACUCAGCCAACUGGACUGGCAGUACAAAACGGAACCAGACGGGGAUUCUUGCCUUGCAAUGGAUCAGGGACGUUGCAACUGGCCGCGUGGCAAAGUGAUCGGAGGCAGCAGCGUUCUGAACUACAUGCUCUACCUGCGUGGCAACAAGAAGGACUACGACAUCUGGGACCAGCAGGGGAACCCAGGCUGGUCCUCCAGAGACGUUCUCUACUACUUCAAAAAAUCCGAAGACAAUCAAAACCCCUACCUAGCGAAAACGCCAUACCACUCCACCGGAGGAUACCUAACGGUCCAAGAAGCACCGUGGCACACUCCUCUGGCCGCCGCGUUCGUUCAAGCCGGCCAAGAAAUGGGCUACGAGAAUCGAGACAUCAACGGGGAACAGCACACAGGCUUCAUGAUCGCUCAAGGAACGAUCAGGCGUGGAAGCAGAUGCUCCACUGCGAAAGCGUUCCUCAGACCAGCCAGGCUGCGGAAGAAUCUCCACGUUGCUAUGCACUCACACGUCACGAAGAUUCUGAUCGACCCGAAAUCGAAGAGGACCUACGGCGUGGAGUUCACCAGAGACGACAAGGUGUUCCGUAUUCGAGCGAAGAAGGAAGUUAUCGUUUCCGGGGGAUCGGUGAACUCCCCGCAAAUGUUGAUGCUGUCAGGAAUCGGACCUAGAGAACACCUGGCGCAGCACGAUGUACCGGUGAUCCAGGAUCUGAGAGUCGGGCACAAUCUUCAGGAUCACAUCGGACUGGGUGGUUUGACGUUCAUGGUGAACCAGCAGAUUUCUAUGGUCGAGAAGAGGUUGCACAGUGUCCAAGCUGUGAUGCAGUACGCGAUUUUCGGCGACGGUCCUCUCACUGUCCUGGGAGGUGUCGAAGGGCUAGCUUUCGUUAAUACCAAGUACGUGAACGCCUCUGACGAUUUUCCAGACAUAGAGCUGCAUUUCAUAUCGGGGUCGACGAACUCCGACGGAGGUAGACACAUCAGGAAGGUUCACGGUCUAACGAAACACUUCUACGACGCUGUUUUUGGGCCGAUUAACGACAAGGAUGUAUGGAGCGUGAUCCCUAUGCUUCUCAGGCCUAAAAGUAGAGGAGUUAUCAAGCUGAGAAGCAAGAAUCCAUUCGAUCAUCCGCUGAUUUAUCCUAAUUAUUUCAAAGAACCGGAAGACGUCGCUGCUUUAGUCGAAGGAGUGAAGAUUGCCGUUGCUCUGAGCAGAACUGCUGCGUUCAGGAGAUUCGGAAGUGAACUGAACUCGAAACAAUUUCCUGGUUGCAAGCAUAUUCCUAUGUACAGUGAUUCUUACUGGGAGUGCAUGAUCAGACACUAUUCCGCGACUAUUUAUCAUCCCGUGGGAACGUGCAAGAUGGGUCCUUAUUGGGAUCCAGAGGCUGUCGUCGAUCCUCAGCUCAGGGUUUACGGGGUUAGCGGACUUCGAGUUAUCGACGCGUCUAUUAUGCCGAAUUUGGUCAGUGGAAACACAAACGCACCGGUUAUUAUGAUCGGAGAGAAGGGCUCCGACAUGAUAAAGGAGUUCUGGCUGAAAAGACGCGGGAAGAGGAUGUCGGCUAUAACAAGGAUCUCCGCGAUGAGAAUAGCUGUGUCAUACGGGCCAGAACUGAGUUUCUUGGUCCUUCUGCGUAUGCUGAUUGGCAUGCAUAGACCGGACAUCAUCGACAGCAAGUCGAGAGUGCAUCCAGUGUCGUUGUUUAAUCUUCAAAGCAACUACGAUUUCGUGAUAAUCGGAGGAGGUUCCGCUGGAUCUGUGUUAGCAAAUCGCCUAUCAGAAAAUGGCAAUUGGUCGGUACUGUUAUUGGAAGCCGGCUUAGACGAGCCAGAUUUGUCCGACGUGCCAGCUAUGUUUCCGAUUAUUCAGCUGACACCGUUCGACUGGCAGUACAAAACGCAUCCGUCGGAUAAUUAUUGCAAGGCGAUGAACGAGCAUAGAUGUAACUGGCCUCGUGGCAAGGUGCUCGGCGGAAGUAGCGUCCUCAACGCGAUGCUCUACGUCCGUGGUAACAAGAAGGAUUACGACAGCUGGGAGAAGAUGGGCAAUCCAGGAUGGAGUUACGAGAAAGUGUUACCCUAUUUCAAAAAAUCUGAGAACAUGACGAUCGAAAAGUACCAAGAUUCCCCUUACCACAGCACAGGUGGACCCCUGACCAUCGAGCAUUUCAAGUAUUAUUCAAGCGUGACCCAAACCUUGAUAAAAGCUGGCACAGAAAUGGGAUACGACAUCGUGGACGUGAAUGGAGCCACUCAAACUGGAUUUACUUUGUCCCAUGGGACACUGAGGGAUGGGCUGCGAUGCAGCACCGCGAAAGCUUUCCUUCGGACAGCCGGGAAGAGGAAGAAUCUACAUAUCAGCACACUUUCAAUGGCGGAGAAGAUUUUAAUACGCGAAGAUGGAAACUCUAAAACUGCCUACGGCGUACAGUUUCGAAAAGGAUCUAAACGUCGUAUAGUGAAAGCCAGUCGCGAAGUGAUUCUCUCUGCUGGAGCAAUACAGUCGCCUCAAUUGUUGAUGCUAUCAGGAAUCGGUCCAAAGGAUCAUUUGGACGAGCUGAAGAUUCCUUUGGUCAAAGAUGUUCCUGGAGUAGGUGAAAAUCUUCAAGAUCACGUGGCUAUUGGUGGAAUGAAUUUUUUAGUGACUAGACCAGCGAACGACACUGGUGUUCGGAGUUUCACGUUUAAUUUGCCAAAAUCUAUCACCGCUGCAGCUCUUAGGCAAUUUGCUAUAAACCGUAGCGGAGUGUUGUACACGACGACCGUUGCCGAGGGUAUGGCUUUCAUUAAUACCAAAUACGCAAACAAGUCAGCGGAUUAUCCUGAUAUACAGCUGUUCCUUUCCUCCGUGUCUGAUAAUACCGACGGUGGUCUCUUUGGAAAGAGGGAUUGCAACAUUAGGGAUGAUUUUUACGCGCAUAUGUACGAAAAUAUCCUGUACAUGGACUCGUACACGGUCAUGCCGCUGUUAUUGAGACCUCGAAGCAGGGGAUACGUUAAGCUGAACUCGUCAGAUCCACGUGUCCAUCCGAUAAUCGUUCCAAAUUACUUCGACGAUCCGCAUGAUCUGGAUAUUUUGGCAGAGGGCGCGAUGUUCGUCAAGAACAUGACCAAUACCCCAACGAUGGAACAACUUAAAGCUCGACCAAAUCCAAACAAGAUCCCCGAAUGCUCGUCGUUCGAGUACUCGUCAGCUGAAUAUUGGCGUUGUUUCGCUCGAUAUUACACCCUGACGAUCUAUCAUCCGUGCGGAACCUGCAAAAUGGGCCCCUCCAGCGACAAAAUGGCGGUGGUCGACGCGAGACUGAGGGUACACGGUGUAAAUGGACUGCGAGUGAUCGAUGCCUCGAUCAUGCCACAGAUCCCUUCUGGGAACACAAACGCACCGACGAUCAUGAUCGCCGAGAAGGCUGCUGAUAUGAUUAAGGAGGACUGGAAGAUUUAA
Molecule: messenger RNA, 3756 nt
Organism: Habropoda laboriosa
Lineage: Eukaryota; Metazoa; Arthropoda; Insecta; Hymenoptera; Apidae
Exons: 8
Coding region: 1-3756 (1251 amino acids)
Molecular function (GO): oxidoreductase activity, acting on CH-OH group of donors; flavin adenine dinucleotide binding
Source: RefSeq, a predicted model, not a curated record